Molecule: messenger RNA, 2617 nt
Organism: Carlito syrichta (Philippine tarsier)
Lineage: Eukaryota; Metazoa; Chordata; Mammalia; Primates; Tarsiidae
Gene: SMG9
Product: SMG9, nonsense mediated mRNA decay factor
Exons: 14
Coding region: 327-1889 (520 amino acids)
Biological process (GO): nuclear-transcribed mRNA catabolic process, nonsense-mediated decay
Source: RefSeq, a predicted model, not a curated record
UUCCGUUCUCGCGCGUCCAGCCCGCCGCGCAUGCGCAAGACCAGCGGCCCGCGGGACCUGGUCUCAGCUUGGCCCCGCGAUACCUCCUCUUCCUCUCCCUCCCUCCUUCGGGCCGGCCUUUUUUAGGAGCCACACCCUGCACACUGAGGCCGGUUCCGGAGUGGCGGCUGCCCGCUUUCUCUCUCUCUCCCCCCACGCUCCCGGCUCCCAGACGCCAUUUACGGGACGGUGGCUUGUGGUAGAACGUCCCUGCCCCCACUCCCCUCUCGUCACGGGAGAGCGCGCGCCGCGCCCCAGGAGCCAAUCAACAGCCGCCUUCGGUGACCAUGUCUGAGUCUGGACACAGUCAGCCUGGACUCUAUGGGAUAGAGCGGCGGCGGCGGUGGAAGGAGCCUGGCCCUGGUGGCCCCCAGAAUCUCUCUGGGCCUGGUGGUCGUGAGAGGGACUACAUUGCCCCAUGGGAAAGAGAGAGACGGGAUGGCAGCGAGGAGACAAGCACUUCCGUCAUGCAGAAAACCCCCAUCAUCCUCUCAAAACCUCCAGCAGAGCGGUCAAAGCAGCCACCGCCUCCAGCAGCCCCUGCUGCCCCGCCUGCCCCAGCCCCUCUGGAGAAGCCCAUUGUCCUCAUGAAGCCACGCGAAGAGGGGAAGGGGCCUGUGACUGCCACAGGAGCCUCCACCCCCGAGGGCACCGUCCCACCACCCCCGGCAGCCCCUGCACCCCCCAAGGGGGAGAAGGAGGGGCAGAGACCCACACAGCCUGUGUACCAGAUCCAGAACCGGGGCAUGGGCACUGCUGCGCCAGCAGCCAUGGACCCUGUUGUGGGCCAGGCCAAACUGCUGCCCCCAGAGCGCAUGAAGCACAGCAUCAAGCUGGUGGAUGACCAGAUGAAUUGGUGUGAUAGUGCCAUUGAGUACCUGUUGGAUCAGACUGAUGUGUUGGUGGUUGGUGUCUUGGGUCUCCAAGGGACAGGCAAGUCCAUGGUCAUGUCAUUGUUGUCAGCCAACACUCCAGAGGAGGACCAGAGGGCGUAUGUUUUCCGGGCCCAGAGUGCUGAAAUGAAGGAACGAGGGGGCAACCAGACCAGUGGCAUCGACUUCUUUAUUACCCAAGAGCGGAUUGUUUUCCUGGACACACAGCCCAUCCUGAGCCCCUCCAUCUUGGACCAUCUCAUCAACAAUGACCGCAAGCUGCCUCCGGAGUACAAUCUUCCCCACACUUAUGUUGAGAUGCAGUCACUCCAGAUUGCUGCCUUCCUUUUCACGGUCUGCCACGUGGUGAUUGUCGUCCAGGACUGGUUCACAGACCUCAGUCUCUACAGGUUCCUCCAGACGGCGGAGAUGGUGAAGCCCUCCACCCCAUCUCCCAGCCACGAGUCCAGUAGCUCGUCUGGCUCCGAUGAAGGCACCGAGUACUACCCCCACCUGGUCUUCCUGCAGAACAAAGCUCGCCGAGAGGACUUCUGUCCUCGGAAGCUGCGGCAGAUGCACCUGAUGAUCGACCAGCUCAUGGCCCACUCCCACUUGCGCUACAAGGGUACUCUGUCCAUGUUACAGUGCAAUGUCUUCCCGGGGCUCCCCCCUGACUUCCUGGACUCUGAGGUCAACUUGUUCCUGAUGCCUUUCAUGGACAGCGAAGCAGAGAGUGAAAACCCGCCAAGAGCAGGACCUGGUUCUAGCCCACUCUUCUCCCUGCUGCCUGGUUAUCGUGGCCACCCCAGUUUCCAGUCCUUGGUGAGCAAGCUCCGGAGCCAAGUGAUGUCCAUGGCUCGGCCACAGCUGUCACACACAAUCCUCACCGAGAAGAACUGGUUCCACUAUGCUGCCCGCAUCUGGGAUGGGGUGAAAAAGUCCUCUGCCCUAGCAGAGUACAGCCGCCUGCUGGCCUGAGGCUGAGGGGAGGAGUGUCAUGCAGGGAACCUCCUGGAUCCCCAGUGGACGACGAGGGAGCACGUACGUCCUUCCCCCGGUGGGGUGGAGAGUGGCAGCAGGCCUGAUGGACGAGGGGUCGUGACUUCCCUGCCCAGAAACAUGAGGUGUCCAGGGCCAGGCCCCCCACCCUCAAUUGGGGGCUGCUCAGGAGUGACUUGAAGAGAUCCCACCCCCAACCUGAGACAAGGCAACCCAUCCCAAGUACCCCACAGGGACAGGCAGUGGGAGGAGUCUGAAUGGUCAUCAGGAAGCCCAAGCUCCAUCUUGGCCUGUCCUUCAGGGAUGGGAGCCACAGGUCCCUCUUCCCUGACUCUGAGCUCGUCCCUGGAAGGUGAGGCAGGGUCUGGAGAGCUCUUAUUGGAGCAGAGCUAGUGGUUCAAAUAAACGUGGUCAUGCAAGCCUGUUCUCGUGUUCCUCAUCCACCUCUACCCAACAUGCUGUUCUGGCAAGCAGGGCACAUUGAGACUCAGGCCUUGUGAGAAGAUUAUCGCUUGGCUGCCUUGGAACCCGGACAGACUUCCCUUGGGGAUACAUUCACUGUGGGUCAUAGAAUUGUUGCAAGCAGGUGGAGACUAGUCUCAGCUAAGGCAGAAGCCCCUAGAAAAGGCUGUUCUGUUUCCUGGGUUGGCAUCAGGCGUCCCUUUUGUGUGUGUUUUGGGUAGGAAAAUAUAAUUUGGAUAAAUACA